AUGACAAGUCUUCUCUCCCACAACCCUCACACCAAUUCCAUUGGAUACUCCUUUGCCCAACCCACGAAUGCUGGCAACACAGAGCACUCGUAUACCGAUAACGGAGGCUCGGUCCUAGGGAUCACGGGCAAGGAUUUCGCCGUUCUCGCUGGCGACACUCGUUCGACAUCCGGAUACAACAUCAACUCUCGCUACGUUCCAAAGGUUUUCAAGAUUGGCGGGGAGGAUGAAACCGGAAAGGACGCUCACAUUCUCCUGUCAGUGGUAGGCUUUGCUGCGGAUGGCCUAGCCCUCAAGGAAAGGCUGGAUGCAGUGGUGAAGAUGUACAAGUACCAACAUGGGAAACCUAUGGGUGUCAGGGCAUGCGCUCAGCGACUAUCAACUAUCCUCUACCAGAAGCGGUUCUUCCCAUAUUACGUGCAGGCUAUCCUGGCUGGUCUUGAUGAAGAAGGCAAAGGUGCGCUGUACGGUUAUGACCCGGUAGGCUCCUACGAGAGGGAACAGUGCAGGUCGGCCGGAGCGGCAUCUAGCUUGAUCAUGCCAUUCCUGGACAACCAAGUCAACCUCAAGAACCAGUACAUCCCCGGGAGUGGAGAGGGACACGCUCUCGCAGCUAGGAAGCCUGAGCCAAUGUCCAGGGAAACAGUGGAGCAACUUGUACGAGAUGCAUUUACCAGCGCGGUGGAGAGGCACAUUGAAGUUGGAGAUGGCCUACAGAUGUUGGUCAUUACUGCAAAUGGGAUAGAGGAGAUCUAUCACCCCUUGAAAAAGGAUUAA
Messenger RNA from Aspergillus mulundensis, 777 nucleotides. It is a transcript of the gene prs3, whose product is annotated as proteasome core particle subunit beta 6. Gene Ontology annotation, cellular component: proteasome core complex. Bases 1 to 777 code for a protein of 258 amino acids. The record is from RefSeq and is a predicted model, not a curated record. Lineage: Eukaryota; Fungi; Ascomycota; Eurotiomycetes; Eurotiales; Aspergillaceae. The transcript has 2 exons.